Molecule: messenger RNA, 2660 nt
Organism: Colletotrichum godetiae
Lineage: Eukaryota; Fungi; Ascomycota; Sordariomycetes; Glomerellales; Glomerellaceae
Product: armadillo-type protein
Exons: 1
Coding region: 150-2390 (746 amino acids)
Molecular function (GO): oxidoreductase activity
Source: RefSeq, a predicted model, not a curated record
UGAUUUGGAGGACGAUGUAAAGAGACGACGUACUGUAGAGUAGGUAGCCUUGGCUCACGGCCCUCCACGCCAUAUACCCUUCGGGAGGUCUGCGGUAAGGGCUCUAGCCCGGCCGCCACGGCGUUAAAUACAACAACAACAACAACAAUAUGACCACGCUAUACGAGGCGAUGCAAACGAGUUUGUGGAAAAAGGAUAUUUGGCGGCUUGAAAAAAAGCAUGAGGGGGAAAGAAUUGAAACUGACGACUUAAAGAAUGCUGGUCAACUGAGUGUCGAAAGACAUGUCAAGGCCGAGGCUAGUUUUCUCGAGCAUCUCGCUUUCGCUGGGUUAGUUGCCGACAAAUUGGAAUUCGAGUCGGAGUACCGAGACAUGAUCAACGAAUAUGCGACCAGUAGCAGCUCAGAUCUUAUGCUGGAUAAAACGCUGCCUUGCCUCUCAUUUCUACGAAGCUCAGACCCAUCGGUCGAGCCUAUUCACCAGAGCUAUCAUUUUAUCCACUUGACAUUUCAGGAAUAUUUUGCCGCACGCCACUUCGUGCAACACUGGAAUCACCACCAACCUUUCAAGCAGCACCUACCUGGUCAACGGAGUGGUGGGGAUAUAACUCCUGUCGAGUUUUUCAAGAGACAUAAAUACGAUACACAGUACGACGUUAUGUGGCGUUUUGUGGCUGGGCUGCUGGACAAAGAGAAGAACGCGAGUAAUUUCUUUGAAGAAAUUGAGAAAGAGCCGAUCGACCUCCUGGGACCUACCCACCAACGGUUAGUCAUGCACUGCUUAAACGAAGCAUUUGAAUUACCAACUGGGCUUCGGGAUCAGAGGGAGGGAAGACUGCUACAAUGGGUAUUAUUUGAGAGGGACUUUGCAGGAUCAUCAACAUUCAUAAGAGAACCAGAGAUUCCAGAACCAGUAUUGAAUAGCGCCUUGAAUGCUUCUGGAGGCAAAACCAGCUUCCUGGACGCUUUGAACUAUUCUCAGAGGCACCUAUCAGACACAUCUAUGGCCGCCCUCGUCAGACUCCUCAAGGACGAGGACGGCGAUGUACGGAAAUCCGCCGCUAAAGCCCUAGGUAACCAGUGGACGUCAUCAGACACAAUCACGGCCGCCCUUGUCGGACUCCUCAAGGACGAGGACAAAUACGUACGAUCUUCUGCCGCUGAAGCCCUAGGCAACCAGUCGACGUUAUCAGACACAACCACGGCCGCCCUUAUAGAACUUCUCAAGGACGAGGACUGGAGAGUACAAUCUUCCACCGCGGAUGCCCUAGUCAACCAGUCGACGUUAUCGGAUAACACCAUAGUCGCUAUUGUGGGACUCCUCGAGGACGAGGACAAAUACGUACGAUAUUUCGCCGCUAAAGCCCUAGGGAACCAGUCGACGUUAUCAGAAACAACCAUGGCCGCCCUUGUCAGACUCCUCAAGGAAGAGGACAGCAACGUACGAUACUACGCCGCUAAAGUCCUAGGCAACCAGUCGACGUUAUCAGACACAACCAUGGUCGCCUUUAUCGGACUCCUCGAGGACGAGGACAAAUACGUACGAUCUUCCGCCGCUAGAGCUCUAGGCAACCAGUCGACGUUAUCAGACACAACCACGGCUGCCCUUGUCGAACUCCUCAAGGACGAGGACAGCAACGUACGAUACUACGCCGCUAUCACCCUAGGCAACCAGUCGACGUUAUCAGACACAACCAUGGUCGCCUUUAUCGGACUCCUCAAGGACGAGGACGGCGAUAUACGAUCUUCUGCCGCUUAUGUCCUAGGCAUCCAGUCAACGUUAUCAGACACAACCAUGGUCGCCCUCGUCGGACUCCUCAAGGACGAGGGUAGCAAUGUACGAGAAUCCGCCGCUAAAACCCUGGGCAACCAGUCGACGUUAUCAUACACAACCAUGGCCGCCCUUGUCGGACUCCUCAAGGACGAGGACAGCAACGUACGAUCUUCUGCCGCUUAUGUCCUAGGCAUCCAGUCAACGUUAUCAGACACAACCAUGGUCGCCCUUGUCGGACUCCUCAAGGACGAGGGUAGCAAUGUACGAGAAUCCGCCGCUAAAACCCUGGGCAACCAGUCGACGUUAUCAGACAAGAUAUUAGAUACGUUAGGAAUGUAUGUUCAGCCGGAGGAACAAACACUCGACUACUCUCAUGAUUUAGAGUCUUUCUAUGAAAGCUUUCUACAGCGCAGCUUCCAAGAGCAUUUUUGUCUUUCUGUUGAUAGAGAUGUUUACGUCAUCAACCAAGCGUCUGGACUCAGAAAAGCGAAAUUGAAAGAUGAGAGUCGAUUUCAAGUCGAAAUCAGGACGGCGCAAUGUCAGUUAGAGAAGACCUAUAGCUUAGGUCUGUGGUCUGCUCUUGGCAGGCAGAAUGAAGACACGAUCCACCAUGGAUGAUCUCCUAACCAGAUAACUAACCAUACGACCGGCCAUCGCCUCGUAUGCAUCAAAGUAUGGAGUGAAGAUAUUGGAGGCAACUGAAAAAGGCGUUCACUAAUUUCUCGACCUAAAGAGCAGGAAAAGAUCUAUGUUAUCUAUAUCUUAGCCUAGAUACAUAGAAUGGCUUUACUAUUUACGUUAUGGCAGGGGCGUUCAUAGAUCACUUAUCUUAAUAGUCUCCAGUAUUAAGCUUUAUGAAUUCUAACAACGAACGAAACGUACUCCAUA